Messenger RNA from Phlebotomus papatasi, 1578 nucleotides. It is a transcript of the gene Pmi, whose product is annotated as transmembrane protein 11 homolog, mitochondrial. The transcript is spliced from 4 exons. NCBI's taxonomy places the organism in Eukaryota, Metazoa, Arthropoda, Insecta, Diptera, Psychodidae. Bases 276 to 821 code for a protein of 181 amino acids. The record is from RefSeq and is a predicted model, not a curated record. Gene Ontology annotation, biological process: inner mitochondrial membrane organization. Gene Ontology annotation, cellular component: mitochondrial inner membrane.
AAUCGAAACCGGGGAGCUGCUGUCAUCAUGUGUCAUUCCCGUCACAGCUGAGAGUGUUUUUCUUUAUUUUUCCGAUAGAAAAUUAUGAGGUAGAAAUUUUUCCUUGUGUUAUUGUGCCUUUUAAAAUACACUGUGCGCUUCUUUUGCAUCUCAAACAUUCUUAUCUGAUGUAUCAUCUGGCCAUUGGGGCAAUCAUCCAAUUGUAAAGAUAUCAUCACGUGCCAUAUUUCUCCUAUAUAAUUUUUUUUUUGCUAAUCUCUUGCGCAUCCUGCACAAUGGCAUCGCUUUUAGCUGCCACUCAACGCUUGAAGGUUUCUUUUACCACAAGCGAACACCAACCGCAAGUUUUCGUGGUAAAGGAAGUUUACGAUGGUGGAAAUGCUCAGGAAAACUUUGAAUCUGAACUGGAUAGAGCCCUCUUUGCCAGGAUCAAGUACAUUAUCAUAGAGCCCCCUCGACUAGGAGAGGAAACAGCCAGGUGGAUUACGGUGGGGAAUAUUCUGCACAAGACGUCAGUUGCAUGUGGCCUAUCGUCAAUUGUGUCAGGAUUCCUCCUGCCAAAUCACUGUAUCAUCAGCGUUCCAUUGUGCGCAGUAUCCGUCAUCUUUACGGGUCUCUACACAAUUUCCUGGCACUUUGAUCCUUGCUGCCAGUACCAGGUGGAAAAAAAUCGUAAGACGCUGGAAAAACUGCCUUUGGAGGGGAAGGACAGUGUAGUCCUUGUUUAUUCGGAAAACACAAGGGAAUGCUAUAUUCAGAGGACUGUUACAAUUUUGGCUGCUGCCUUUUGCGCCUGGCGCUUCUAUGAGUCCUUUAAGUGAGUCCAACUCCAAUAGUAAUACCCAUUUAAAAGUUCUUGGCGAGGAAAAGAAUCUUUGUCUGUGUUUUCUUUUUUCUAAAAAACAAAAUAUGAGCAUUAGGCGCAAAUCCACUAUUUCGUGAUUUUCUCUUUCGAAUUUUCUUUCUGGAAAUUUUGGCAAAGAAAAUUCUGAGAGAGUGUAAAGAGCAAUAUUGGUGGAUGGAGGAGAGACUGUGGAAGAUAGUACAUGAAAAUAGUCUCUGAAAUUAGGAUGAUGUUACUAGAAGUUAGGCAAACGGGAAAUAAUCUCAAUUGAGAAUGAUGCAUUUACGACAAAGUUUUUAAAUUUAGGAAAAGAAAAUUGCAACAAGAAUGUAUUUGGAGGACUGCUUUGGAGAUCUUCUCAAAAAAACUAAAAACUGUGACAAAAGACGAGUUUUUUUUGCUUUGAAGAAAAUUGCAUAGUUUUGUAAUUUAAUUACUUAGAAAGUUUAUUUUAGGAAUUUUUUUUAGUGGUUUUAUGUUUAGUAGUUUGAAUUAAAAAGAAUGGAUUUAGGUGAGAUCUUCUCGAUGAUUCGACACAUUUGUUAUUGCUUCUGACGUGUCGAUCGUUGUGAAGGAAAAAAAAAGAGUCAAAUAGAGCACAAGAUUAGGGAUGUAGGAAAUACUAGAUCAAGUCCAAAAGUGUAUUGUUAAAUAAGUCUAAAAGAAAAGUGAUUGUGAAAAAAAAUUGAAACAUCCUGAUGAGAUAUUUUCUAAUAGAAAUCGCCUAAAACAAA